AUGUCAGUGACAUGUUGUCCCACACGUCCAAACGAUCACAUCUUCAGUGGUGUCCGAGAUCAUUCCAGCCCCGAGGAUGAUGACAGGAAGGUUCGAAGGAGAGAAAAAAACCGAGUUGCUGCUCAAAGAAGUCGAAAGAAACAGACCCAGAAGGCUGACAAACUCCAUGAGGAAUAUGAGUGCCUGGAGCAAGAAAACACACUUCUGCGGAGGGAGAUCGGAAAGCUGACAGAGGAGCUGAGGCACCUGAGCGAGGCGCUGAAGGAACAUGAGAAAAUAUGCCCACUGUUGCUGUGCUCCAUGAACUUCAUGCAGGUGCUGCAAGAGCCCGUGGCCAGCUGCCUGCCCCGAUGAAGCCAAGGAUGCUGUCCUGUGUGGAGUGAGGAGCGUUGGUCCUUUAUGAGCCUGAAAGAAAGGAUUUCCACCUGCACCUGGGUACAGGGGCAUCUGGCUGCACCUCUUCCUGGAAACAUCCCAGCCAGCUGUGGCCUCCGCAGCCUGGCCUCCGCACAGCACCGUGCUCUGCCAACCCUGUACUCAGAGCCCUGGAGCAGCACAUCCAGGAGGAAGGCCAUCCUCGGGAAUCACUUCUUAUCCAUCUUGGCAGCUAGUGAGAAAGGAUUAUGUAGAGCGUUAGGUGAUCUGAUGGCUGAGAACAAGGCUCGGAUCUUAAUUUUUUUUUUUUCUUGGCAUUCCUGGGGCCUGAACUCAAGGUCUGGGCGCUGUCC
Messenger RNA from Dipodomys ordii (Ord's kangaroo rat), 728 nucleotides. It is a transcript of the gene Batf3, whose product is annotated as basic leucine zipper transcription factor, ATF-like 3. The transcript is spliced from 3 exons. Gene Ontology annotation, molecular function: DNA-binding transcription factor activity, RNA polymerase II-specific; RNA polymerase II cis-regulatory region sequence-specific DNA binding. Gene Ontology annotation, cellular component: nucleus. Gene Ontology annotation, biological process: regulation of transcription by RNA polymerase II. The coding region runs from base 1 to 354 and encodes 117 amino acids. The record is from RefSeq and is a predicted model, not a curated record. NCBI's taxonomy places the organism in Eukaryota, Metazoa, Chordata, Mammalia, Rodentia, Heteromyidae.